Messenger RNA from Coregonus clupeaformis (lake whitefish), 2391 nucleotides. Its product is annotated as high mobility group-T protein. Gene Ontology annotation, biological process: regulation of transcription by RNA polymerase II. Gene Ontology annotation, cellular component: nucleus. The record is from RefSeq and is a predicted model, not a curated record. Bases 1209 to 2246 code for a protein of 345 amino acids. Gene Ontology annotation, molecular function: DNA binding, bending. The transcript is spliced from 5 exons. Lineage: Eukaryota; Metazoa; Chordata; Actinopteri; Salmoniformes; Salmonidae.
CGGCCAUUCCGAGCUAAUAGGAAACUAACUCAACACGGCCCGCACAUAGGCAUAGCACAGACCCAGUGUAUUGCUAUAAACGGCGGCUAUUGCAAUAGGAAUCUACCGGGGAAAAGUAUUGUCAGGCUCGCGGGCUUUGUCAACAAAUUUGUCGAUUAAUAAAGCGACCGGGAAUGCGGGUGGAGACAUUUCAGGGCGACUUUCUUUCAUGAAGAAGGCUUUCUUACAAAAUGGAAGAAGAAAUAUUGCAGUCGUUGUUGACCUCCUUUUCCUCAACGAGAAGCCUAUGCGCCAUUACUACUUCACUCGGCAGAUAGAAAGGCAUUGCUUUGUUACAACACAGAUGUAUAGCUACCAGUAAUAUAAUAGGGAAUAUUAGUGAUUUUUUUCCAAAUUUUUAUGAUUUUUUCAAAUGUUGCCGAAUCGAGUUUAGAUUGAAAGGGAAACAUCUUUUGACGUUAUUUUGUGGUUUUAGGGUAUUUUUCUCGAUUUUUCGGGGUUUAUGUUUUUCUUAGGAAUAUAUUUAUUUAGACUGCACUGUCAUUUUAACAUUAUACACGAAUUCAUCAGAAACGUGGUGAUAUGUAUUUCUCAUUUUCUUUCUGCUUUAGUGCGUGAAACAUUUCAAAUCUUUGCAUUCAUCUGCAUAAGAGAAUCCAAUGUUGCACGCAUUUUUUUCUAGAUUGAGAACUUCUGUAACGUUCUAUAGCUAAAACUCCAAUGAUUGAAUGACAGGCACUCUGCAUAAAAAAAUAAAAAUAAAAUGUGACUAAUUUUAAGACUACAAAAUACAUGAAAAUCGUUUUUUACAUGAUUUUUUAUUAAAAAGUUACAUUUCUCAUGAUUUCACCAGUAAAAAUAACGGCUGCGUUUUCGGCAAAGAGCUGUGACAAACGCUCCUCGACAAAGGGUUUGUUUUCCACAAACGUAUUUUCUAGCAGACAGAACGAACCAGACGUGUUUAUUCGCAGAGGGCUGCGUUUACAGUUCUGAUGCCAAGAGUGAGGGAAGGAAACGGUCUUGAUUGCAGGCUUGUAGGGGGAAUCCCAAAUGAUAGAAAAUAAAUCAUCCAAAUAAAUAACCAAUACUAUAUUAUUUAAUGUCUUUAACCCCUUGGUCAAAGCAAAUCUAAUUAACUCAGUUGCAACAAAUAUUGGUAACUAGUUGAGAAAGGGCUUCCACCCUCAGUCAGGUAGUGAAUUUCAACCAUGAGGCGCAAAGAGCUUUCAGAAGAGUUCAGGGAUAAAAUUGUAGAUAGGCACAGAUUAGGGGAAGGUUAUAAAAAAAUCUCCCAUACAUUGAGUAUCCCAUUGGGUACAGUCAGGUCAAUCAUUAAGAAGUGGAAGGUGUAUGGAACCACGGAGACUCUGCCCAGAUCAGGAAGGCCUUCCAAAAUAAGCAGUUGGGCCAAAAGGAUUCUAGCUCUAGAACUCACCAUGAGGCCGACGGCCUCUUUGAAAGAGCUGCAGAGUUCCAUGGCAGAGAUGGGAGAAAAUGUCCACGAAUCAACUAUAGCUCGAUCAUUCGCCAACUGUAGCCGGUACGGCCGAUCGGAAAGAAGGAGAACAUUACAGAAAACAAACACCGCUCUCCAAUCACGUGCAGAGUUUGCAGAAAAGUAUUUAGAUAUUGAGAUGGGGAAAGAUCCAAGGAAGCCGAGGGGCAAGAUGUCCUCCUAUGCCUACUUUGUCCAGACCUGUCGGGAGGAGCACAAGAAGAAACACCCAGAAGCUUCCGUCAACUUCUCAGAGUUCUCCAAGAAGUGCUCUGAGAGAUGGAAGACCAUGUCCGCCAAGGAGAAGGGGAAGUUUGAGGAUCUGGCCAAGCUGGACAAGGUGCGCUAUGAGAGGGAGAUGAGGAGCUACAUUCCUCCCAAGGGAGAGAAGAAGAAGAAGUUCAAGGACCCCAACGCCCCCAAGAGACCAUCGUCUGCGUUCUUCAUCUUCUGCGCUGACCUCCGACCCCAGGUGAAGGGGGAGACCCCGGGCCUGUCUAUCGGUGAUGUGGCUAAGAAGCUGGGAGAGAAGUGGAACAACCUAACGGCGGAGGACAAGGUGCCCUAUGAGAAGAAGGCUGCCAAGCUGAAGGAGAAGUACGAGAAGGACAUCACUGCGUACCGCAACAAGGGUAAGGUGCCCGUCAGCAUGCCAGCGAAGGCCGCCGCACCCGCCAAGGACGACGAAGACAGUGAUGAUGAUGAUGAUGAGGAUGAUGAAGAUGAUGAUGAUGAGGAUGAUGACGAGUAGAUUACUGUUGUUACGUGUAGCACUUAUAAUUUCUUGUUUAUAAAGCAUUUAACCCCCCCUUGUACACACAUCACUUACUGAAAACAAAACAAAACUUGAAAAAAAAGUCAAAAGACGCUAAAAAAAAAAAAAAACUGUACCAAAA